Messenger RNA from Rotaria sp. Silwood1, 252 nucleotides. NCBI's taxonomy places the organism in Eukaryota, Metazoa, Rotifera, Eurotatoria, Philodinida, Philodinidae. The record is from the annotation of a GenBank genome assembly.
AUGCCUUGGCGUCCAUUAAUGCGUUAUUUAUCAAAUAAUGAAGAAUUAAUUCGUCGUCUUUCAGAAUCAUAUCCAAUACGUCGUGCAGCACAAUUAACAGCAUAUUUUUUAAAUGUUGGUAAAGAUAAAUUUAUUGAACACCAAGAUACAUGGGAAAAAUACAAAGAACUUCGUCGACAACAAGAAAAAAGUCGAACAUCAUCAUCUACAACAACAAAAGCAACAACAAAAAAUAAAAAACCUUUUUCAUAG